GCCCGCAGCCGCCGGAGCCGCCGGAGCCGCGCUCCCCGCAGCCCGCCGAGCCCGCCCGGCGGGGAGCGCCUCCCGCCCGGCCAUGGAGCGCUGCUGAGCGGCCCCCGGGGCCAGCGGAGCGGAUCAUGAACCUGGUGGGGGGCUACCAGCAUCACCACCACCACCACCAUCACCACCACAUGCUGCACGACCCUUUCCUCUUCGGGCCGGCGGCGCGGUGCCACCAGGAGCGCUCCUACUUUCCCGGCUGGGUGCUCAACCCGGCCGAGGCGACCCCCGAGCUCGCCGGGCAGAGCCCUAACUACGGCCCCGCCGAGUACGGCCCGGCCGGCCCGGGGCGGCUGGAGGCUCUCAGCGGCCGCCUGGGACGGAGAAAAGGUGUCGGGGGUCCCAAGAAAGAGCGGCGGAGGACGGAGAGCAUCAACAGCGCCUUCGCCGAGCUCCGCGAGUGCAUCCCCAACGUGCCCGCCGACACCAAGCUCUCCAAGAUCAAGACCCUGCGCCUGGCCACCAGCUACAUCGCCUACCUGAUGGAGGUGCUGGCCAAGGACAGCCAGCCCGGGGACACCGAGGGCUUCAAAGCCGAACUCAAGAAGGCGGACGGAAGGGAGAACAAGAGGAAAAGGGAGACGCAGCCCGAGGUCUAUUCGCAGCCUCUGGGUCACGGCGAGAAGAAGCUGAAGGGCCGGACGGGUUGGCCCCAGCAGGUCUGGGCUCUGGAACUGAACCCCUGAGAGCCGCCCCGCCGCCCCGACGGCGCUCCCCGCCCGCCCCUCCAUGUGCAAUGUCGGAGAGAGCCCAGCCCGGCCCCGGAGCCCAUCCAGGCGCAGGAUACGGGGAGCCG
Hirundo rustica (Barn swallow) is the source of this 844-nucleotide messenger RNA. RefSeq names its product heart and neural crest derivatives expressed 1 (gene HAND1). Gene Ontology annotation, molecular function: protein dimerization activity; RNA polymerase II transcription regulatory region sequence-specific DNA binding; DNA-binding transcription factor activity, RNA polymerase II-specific. Gene Ontology annotation, biological process: regulation of transcription by RNA polymerase II; heart development. The transcript is spliced from 2 exons. The record is from RefSeq and is a predicted model, not a curated record. The coding region runs from base 126 to 734 and encodes 202 amino acids. NCBI's taxonomy places the organism in Eukaryota, Metazoa, Chordata, Aves, Passeriformes, Hirundinidae.